This is a messenger RNA of Cannabis sativa, 2148 nucleotides long. Its product is annotated as protein SNOWY COTYLEDON 3. Gene Ontology annotation, molecular function: microtubule binding. Gene Ontology annotation, biological process: centrosome cycle; spindle assembly. Gene Ontology annotation, cellular component: cytoplasm; centrosome; nuclear microtubule. Lineage: Eukaryota; Viridiplantae; Streptophyta; Magnoliopsida; Rosales; Cannabaceae. The record is from RefSeq and is a predicted model, not a curated record.
CCCACCACCACCUUUCUCUCUCUCACUUAGCCGUCGCCCGUAAAGGUCAUAUUUCUGACCUUUUUUUCUCUUCUCAAGUUAGCUAUAUAUAUAUAUAUGUAAAUAUGGCAUUACUAAAUUUGUUUCCUUUAGCUUGUCCGUAACACUCUGCGCAAUGGUUUAGUUUUCUUUACUUGAUUAGGGUAAUUUGGAAAAUGAGACUUGGGUGGAUUGCUUCUUCCAGUUGUACAACUCCAAGAACACUUGAGUUUGGUGCCUUUGUUUGUCAAGAGCAACGUGGUUCUCGAGGAGCCAUGGCGGCUGCAAGGUUCUGGCAAGAGUCUAAGAAUCGGUCCCAACGAUUACCAGAGCCUGCUUCUCCAUUCUCUAGGAGUACUGCGAUGAGAGCUUUUGCCCCAUCAAAGCUCAUUACUCCGAAGAAGUUAUCCAUUGAGAGUCCUGUAUUAUCUCCUCGAGGAGUACUUAGCAGUAGUAGGCGAAAGACUUCUCCGAUUAAAGGGAUUUGUCGUCCUGCGUCACCGAGUAAAGCUUCCAUGUCUGUUGUGUCAUCCACGUUGAGGGGAACGAGCCCAUUGCAGAUCAGGAAUUUAGUUCCAGGUACGAUGAGUAAUAAAAACGCACCAUCGAUUUUAAGUUUUGCGGUCGAUAUUCAAAGAGGGAAAGCAGGAGAAAACAGACCUUCUCACUUUUUAAGGCUCUUAUAUAAUCGUCUCUUGCAAUGGCGAUUCAUAAAUGCUAGAGUUGAUGCUUCUCUUUCGGCACAGAGGUUGAAUGCAGAGAGAAGCAUUUUUAAUGCAUGGGUCACAACAGAACAACUCCGUGAAUCUGUUAGAACUAAAAGAAUCGAAUUACAAUUGAUGAGGCAAACUCUGAAACUUAUUUCCAUCCUAAAGGAGCAAGAUUAUUGCAGAUGGUAUAUUUGGAAGAGUGGUCGGUUCUAGAUUGGGACUAUACUUGUUCAUUGUCUGGGGCCUUUGAAGCUUUGAAGGCUAGCACUCUCCGUCUUCUAGUUGUUGCAGGGGCAAGGGUAUAUGUGACAGACUUUUCCUUGAAUUGUUUCUCAUUGUCACCCUGCUACACCCCGUUUUUAUCAUCAGUUCAUUUGCCCAGAAGUUUGACAUAGUUAAAGCUUUCAUUAUCGCUUGCUGCAGGCCGAUGUACAAAAUGUGAAGGACGCUAUUUGCUCAGCAGUUGAUGUGAUGCAAGCCAUGGCAUCCUCAAUAUGCUUAUUAACCUCAAAGGUGGUUUUUUCUGUAUAGUUGCUUUAGCUCAUGUCAUGUUUGUAUCUUCCUACUUGUAGUUACCUAAAAUAUCAUUAUCAAAAUUCAAUAGUAACUUUUUUUUUUUUUGAGUUGCCAUUGGAAUGGUAUAGGUAUUUUCUAUUCCUUUGAUUGGUUAGCAAUUUUAAAGACCCGAAAAUUCUGCAGUUUUAGUAGAAAAUAUGAUGGAUUUGUUUCAAAUUUUCUGGUUGAUAGGAUGGCGAAGUGAAUUCCUUGGUGGGCGAAGUUUCAACAGUAACAGCAAAGGAGCGUGCUCUGCUUGGUCAUUGCAAAGAUUUAUUAUCAACAGUUGCAGCUUUGCAGGUAAGUGAUAGUAUAUACAAUUGCAUUAUUAUAAUCACGGUUUUAGUCCCAAACUUUGGGAGUUAAAAUUACUAAAAACUAAUCAUUGUUGUAGCAUAGUAUGUUAAAAAAUGUUCUUAAUCGUUUUCUCUAAUUCCCCAAUUUAUAAAUAUAUAGACAAAUAUUAGCAGAGGAUGAUCGUCAAAACUAAAAUAAUUUCUUAAGAUACAGGCACCAUCGUACUAGUACCUAAUAAUUUAAGAGGUUAAUACUAUUAUACUUUGUUUACCUUUGAGAGAUUACUUUUUAAUCUGCAAUUUUCAUGGAUGGUAUUAAUAGCUUGCAUGUGUUUCUUUUUGCACCCAACACUAUUGCAUCUUUACAUUAUGAAAUAAAAGUCUUAAUUGUUUGUCUUUGUAAAGGAUUAUUGGAGAUGGUAUAUUUGGAAGAGUGGUCGGUUCUAGAUUGGGACUAUACUUGUUCAUUGUCUGGGGCCUUUGAAGCUUUGAAGGCUAGCACUCUCCGUCUUCUAGUUGUUGCAGGGGCAAGGGUAUAUGUGACAGACUUUUCCUUGAAUUGUUUCUCA